AGACUAGCAAAUAUAAGAGAUUUGGAUUAUGAUUACUCUUGGUUUGUAACUUCAUUUUUGUUUAUAGAUAAUGAAUCCUUUUUCUUGAUUUCACCACAAGGGAUUUACAUAUGGGAACGAACAAAAUCGUUGCUGAUUUUACAUUUUGCAAGAAGGGGGACACUAUUUUCUUUCACUAAAUAUCCAUCAUAUAGUUAAUGCAAUUGGCUAAAAUUAGUUGCCUGACAUCUUUUACCUAUGCACCUUAUGUCAACGGUUGGAUUAUUAAUAGCUUUUUGGCUGUGCUCCCUCUUCAUUUUACAUUUCCAUGUUAGAUAUGGUCUAGAUAGCAAUGGCCUUCAUUGUUUUCCUUACCUUAUUUAGAGCAGAAAACAGCAAUUUUUCCUUUUUGUUCCUUCCAACUUCAUCAUUAUUAUUGAUAAAUGUUUUAUUGAAUAUCUUGAUGAAGUAUACUUAAAUUGAAUUGACUGACCUAAAUACGAACUUGCAUAAUCACACCUGAUUAAUAAUAUUUGAUGUAACAUGUUACAUUCGAAAUACAUUAUUGAAUUGCAUACGUGUGUGUCUGGAUGUUUCUAUCUUCACUACUCCAGAUAGGCAUAUCAAUUGUUUACACAUUUUCAAUACUUGGUUCUGGGACAAAUUACUUUGUUUGUUCCCCAUGUACACAACAUUGCUAUGCGUCGAUUUGUAAAAAAAAAAAAGUGUUUGUAAUUCUGGACAAGCAAUUACUGUCAGGUAGGUAGUAAGUUGAAAUACUAUUAAAUAUUUGUGCUCUACUGAAGCUGAUCCACACUUUUCCAGUUUCAACUUUCUUCUAAUUAAAAUAUUAAGCUUAUAUCCAGAGAAGAAACAUAACACUUUGCCGUGCUUUGAGUUCUUGAGGAGAGGAAGGCGUUAUGUAGUUUCACUAGUUUGUCUCCACCACAAACACAUCUGAAAUGGGCGGGAUUCAGUUCUUUCUUUCAUCCCUCAACUUUUAGGGAUUCUUGUAAAAGGUUCAGGAGCCAUGCCGUUUGCGGGCCAACUAGUGUUGGGAAUUAAACCGCCUCCAUUUGGGAAGACAACAGCAAUAAAGGAAGGAAAAGUGACACUAUAGAAAGGAAGGUAUGGAGCAUUUCUGUCUUUUACAGGCUGUGCAAAUGUGCAAUGGUUUUACAAAAUGUCCAAGUUCUCUGCUCCGAAAAAAAGACACUAAUAAUCUUCAAUCAUUUGAAAAGCAUGGAAGUUAAUUUUAUUUUCACAAUUUUCUUUUUUUGGGUGAUGAGGGAAUCCCGCAGUCACUAUCCGAAGGUCUGUACUGGGUAAACCCCGCCUUGUGACCCUAGUUGGCAAAGGACCACAAGGAGGUUAACCAGCUUAGGUUGCCCAUUGCUGACCGACUCAAACCAAGAAGGCUGAGAUUCGAACCCGUGACCUUGUUGUUACGAGUUUGUACGCUUAGCCAUUUUAUUUUCACAAUUUGUUUAUAUAGAAAGUAGGCUGUAACACUAAUGUAGAUUCCACUGUCAGUUUCUGUAGCCUACCUCUGACAUCUUUAGAGGCUGGUCCUAUAUUACAAACCAUAGUCUUUGAAAAAAAAAUCUUGGAUAAACUAUUAAAAAAGUCUUAUGCUUAGAGUGGCGUCUUAGUAAUUACUCUGUAAUUAGUAGAUGAUGGAGAUUGCUGUUCUGAAGGAUUGGGAUCCUUCUUAAGUAUUUAUUUUUGUAUAAUAUAUUGAACAAUUCAAACUGUCAUGGCUAAAUCUGCAAGGCACAUGUAACAUUAGGACUCCUUAAACUCGUAAAGGGUGUAAGUUGUGAAUUAGACCAGAAAAAAAAAAUAACAAUUCUGCAGGUUUGCAGGUUCUUCCCAUGAAACUUUGGGGAUUUAGGAAUUUGUCACGUUUUGCAUAGAUGAUGUGUAAUUGAUCUCACUUUUACCAGUCUCUCAAGGAAGACGAGAUCAAAUAAUUUUGCAGAAUUGCAUAACAUAGAGGGUAAUGAACUUAUGCUUUGAAAAGUGUUGUGAACUUGAGCAUUAAGGUCUUCUUGCUCCUUAACUUGGGUAAAUGGUUGAGGUUUAUCCCGGUUGACGAUAUGCAUUUAUGUAAGAAGUGGUAGUACCAUGGUACAACUAAAUCGGGGUUUAAAAAUGAGCCAAAACGGAGAAAUAACAUUCGUAUUUGUUUAGAUUAACAUUAAGACUUAAUUGAGUUGAGUCGACCUGGUAGUUUUAAUCGAUGUUGGCGUAAUAUAUUUGACCAAUUGACCUCGACUAAAGAAAGGGAAGAAACAAAAAUUGCAAAUUGGAUUGCAAGAGAAGGCUAAAACAGCUACGGCACUUCUUCUUAAAUGCCCAUUUAAGGCUAAAAAAUGAACAACCUAGUGAUUUUUCUAAAUUGGGGAAAACUCCAAAGAACUGAAAACCCUAGACUUAUGCCAGCCUAUUUAUAAUAGCCACAGGUCCUUCCCAACCUCUGCCUCUAUCUGCAUAUUGUACUUUGGCUCUCAGAAAGUGAAUUACAGGUUUCCACUUUCAUUUCCACCUAAAAUAAACCAAAUUUUCAUCAAAAAGAGAGGAAAAAAGAUGAGGGGAAGAUGUUCAAAGCAAGGAAAUAAAGCAAGUUUGGAAAUUGAAAAGCUUGACAAACUAACAGAAGAGCCCCCGCUUUCUGGUGCCUAUAUUAGGAGCCUUGUGAAACAGCUGACUUCUUCGAGAGCUAAAGAACCCUCGAAUUCUACAGACCGUGAUUUGGCUGGAGAUGGUUUUACUAGUCAGGCGCAAGUGUUGCAGCCAUCGCCACAGCCAUCGCCAUGCCAACCACCCCAACGUAAAAAACAAGCCCGGAAAAGACUUCAUACUAGCAGACCUUAUCAGGAGAGGCUUCUAAACAUGGCUGAGGCUCGGCGAGAAAUUGUGACUGCUCUGAAGUUUCAUAGAGCAGCUAUGAAGCAACAGCAGCAGCAGCAACAACAACAGCAAUCACAAACAGAGAAUCAGCCAUUGCAGCCCUCACCACAAUCAUCAUUAGAACAAGAACCGAAGCUCAAUUCUGGGGGGAAUUCAAGUAAUAAUGAUUCCAAUGCCACGGCCAAGGAUUUUCCAAGUUGCAUGGACAACUACUCCCACUCACCCUUCUCCUCUCAUCCCCUGCAUCAGUAUUCUUAUCAGAACUUAUCUGUUACUCCAUCACUUAUCCAAGAGAACCUCAAUUUCCCACUCCCAAGCCAACCGUUAGGCUUGAAUCUCAAUUUCCAAGAUUUCAACAAUUUGGAUGCUACGCCUUAUUUUUGCAGUAGCAAUCCAUCAAUUUAUUCUUCUUCUUCUUCUUCAUCGUCAUCAUCUUCAUCUUCAAGUUCUUGCCCACGUAUAUCUGCUUCGCAAGAAGUGCAUCCAAUGGAGGAAGCUGAGAUGGUAAAUUCCGGGUUGCAUCCCACUCUCGAUGACAAGGAAAUGGCAGAGAUCAGGUCAAUAGGGGAGCAGCACCAAAUGGAGUUGAAUGACACCUUGAAUUUGGCCACUUCAGCUUGGUGGUUCAAGUUCCUGAAAACCACGGAAGUUGACCCUGGCGAAGAGAAAAUAAAAAAUGUUGAAGAUUAUGGGUGCUAUCCAUUUGAUGAAGUCAUGGAAUUCCCAGCCUGGCUGAAUGCAAAUGAAAGCUGUUUGCAGCAACGCUUGAAUGAUCACUACUCUGAAGAUUACUUCCAAAAUCCUGCCUUGCCAUGUAUGGGUAUUGAUGAGAUUGAAGGAAAGGAUGUGGAGUGGAUAGCCAGAGAAGACUGAUCUAUCAUGCUUUCCUUUCUCAAGCUCAAAAUUUUGCUUGGGGUGCUUGAUGCCCCUAUACUUUUAGUUUCUCAGUUUUUCAAUUUACUGCUUUAAUAAGGGAUUGCUAGAAUGUGACAGGCCUUUGGUAGAGGAUAAUAAUACCCACAAGGAAGAGAUUAUUAGUAUGCAAUCUUCCUUCGUCUGGAGGAUCCCAGAUUUUUAUUCAAUUAUUCUCUUGAAAGUUGAUAUUUCAGUACUUUGGUCAUUUUGCACCAUUGUAUUAUUGUGGCAUUUGGGAAAAUCUUGUACUCUCUUUAGACUAUGCUACUUCAAUACCGAGAUCAUAAUAUUUAAUAGUGA
Messenger RNA from Ipomoea nil (Japanese morning glory), 4107 nucleotides. Its product is annotated as myb-like protein P. Bases 2569 to 3765 code for a protein of 398 amino acids. The transcript is spliced from 3 exons. Lineage: Eukaryota; Viridiplantae; Streptophyta; Magnoliopsida; Solanales; Convolvulaceae. The record is from RefSeq and is a predicted model, not a curated record.